Messenger RNA from Brassica napus (rape), 1271 nucleotides. RefSeq names its product transcription factor MYB46. The record is from RefSeq and is a predicted model, not a curated record. The coding region runs from base 16 to 1092 and encodes 358 amino acids. Lineage: Eukaryota; Viridiplantae; Streptophyta; Magnoliopsida; Brassicales; Brassicaceae. The transcript is spliced from 2 exons.
AGUGUUUUUUUUUGUAUGUUUAAAACAAAGCAACACAUCAUAUAUUAUAUCAUAGAGAUUAAAAAGGAGGAAUGGUUUUCUUACCAGAAUUGUAAGCAAACUAUACAACCUUCCCUUUCAUCACCAUCAUCAUUAUCCCUUCAUCAAGUCUUCUCUCUUUUCUCUCUCUAUUAUAAAAACAAACUUCACUCGUUCACAUCAAUUAAUCGAGCCUCGAGAAAGAUUAAGAGAAAACUCAACAAAAACAAAAUGAGGAAACCAGAGGUAGCAGCAGUUGCAGCCACUCAUCAAGUACAGAAGACGAAGAAGGGACUUUGGUCUCCAGAGGAAGACUCAAAGCUGAUGCAAUAUAUGAUAAGCAAUGGGCAAGGAUGUUGGAGCGAUGUCGCUAAAAACGCAGGCCUUCAGCGAUGCGGCAAAAGCUGCCGUCUUCGUUGGAUCAACUAUCUUCGCCCUGACCUUAAGCGUGGCGCUUUCUCUCCUCAUGAAGAGGAUCUCAUCAUUCGUUUUCAUUCCAUUCUCGGCAACAGGUGGUCUCAGAUUGCAGCACGAUUGCCUGGUCGGACCGACAAUGAGAUCAAGAAUUUUUGGAACUCAACAAUAAAGAAAAGGCUAAAGAAGAUGUCUGAUACAUCCAACCUCGUCAACAACUCAUCCUCAUCACCCAACGCAAGCGAUUCGUCUUCAAAUUCGUCCUCUUCUUUGGAGUUUAAAGACAUUAUAGGAAGCUUCAUGUCCUUUCAAGAACAGGGAUUCAUCAACCCCUCUUUGACCAACAUACCAACAACCAACAAUCUAUUCACAACGCCACACAUGUUCAGCCACUCGUUUAAUGAAGAUUUCACCCCUUGUGUAGAUGGUUUAUAUGGAGUUAACACAGGGCUACAAGGGGAACUCUACCCACCUUUGGAAUGUGAAGAAGGUGAUUGGUACAAGGCAGAAAUUAACAACCAUUUAGACGAUGUGAACACUAAUGGAGCCGGAAACGUGCCAGAGAGUAUGAGAAUGGAAGAAUGUUGGGACCUUGACCAGUUGAUGAACACUGAGGUUCCUUCUUUUUACUUCAACUUCAACUUCAAACAGAACAUAUGAAUUUCUACGCCAUCUUAUUCUUUUUCUGCUGCGGAAUUAUAUAUACUCAAGAUUCUUAGCCACACAUAAAUGCAAAUAUAUAUAUACAUGUUGUAGAUAGAUGAAAAGUUAGAAAGUCUUUUGUAAUGAUUAAUGUAAUACAUAUGAUACAUCUCUUAAUAAAAUAAGCAAUAAACACA